ACUGGCGUAUAUGCUACCAUCAGUGCUGCAAUGCUGUGCUUUUAUGUAUACGUGGUUAUUUCUGGCGGCAAUCCACCACCCAAGAAACUGAAGACGAAUGCUUCUGCUUCUGCUGUAGCCACAUCUUAGCGUUCUUGUCUCAGGUUCAAGGCGGGGAUCAAGCAAUUGGUUUCUGGCCGCAUAAGGGGCCUUUCAACUUUGGUAAAAAUCUCCGCUUAGCUUCUAUUAGUCCUUUUCUUUGGCAACUUAUAUGUUGCAAUCCGGCUUAAGCUGCAACUUGUUUACCUAUUAUGGCGAUACUGAGUCUUUUUCUUUGUUAUUGAAAUUUUCUGAGCUGAAAAAGUACUCAAUUGUAAGCUGAAUAAUUUAGUUCUGGUGGAUGUUUGAUGUGGAUCUGUAAUUACAUUUUUAUGAACCCAUUAUUUAAAAAUCUGAAUUCAGUUUUGAUAAGAUCAUUAUUCCAAGAUAUUUUUUUUAUGACAAUACACACAUUACAUCCUCUGUUUCGGUACACUGUGGUGGUGGUGGCAACUAUACUCUCCCCAUUUCUUUCUUAUUGUUUCGCAUCAAAUUCAAUUUUCGGCACUUAGUUCGUGGCUUUUGAGGUUUCCAGUGGACGAAUGAAUCAAACCCAAGGUUAAAUAUCUCUUUCCCUGCUGCUGGAAUGGGGAAAAAUGGCAGAUUUUUUGUGAUAAUUCUUGUAUUCUUAAUCGUUUCGUGCUGUUCGAGCGCCUUUAAUUCAACGACGAACAGUUCAUCCAUCGCUCCGCAACAGGGUUCGCAAGUGAACGAAACAGUAAGUGGUAUUAAGGGUUUGAAUGAAAGCUUAGGGAUUGGAAAAGAAAAGCCUAAAGAGACUCAGAGGAGUGAAGAUUUGAGUACAGGGAAUGUGAAGGGCUCCAACAAUGGAAGUAACCCGGCUGUUGGGACACCGCCUUCGAAAUCAAAGGGUAAUGAAGAGAAAAAAGAAGUAGAAAAUGCCAGCAAGGACAAGGAUAAUGAGAGCUGUGAAGGGGCAUUACAGGAAUGCAACAUUGAGAAUACAUUGCUUGCCUGCAUACAAGUGCCAAGAAAUGGUUCAAAAGAACCAUUUCUUGUGCUUCGGAAUGAUGCCGAAAGGAAGCUGGAAGUGAAAAUUUAUUCCUCAAAUUCAGUGGGACAAGAUCCUGUGGCUGUCAACAAACAUCAGAUAAUAAGGGUAAAUAUCUCAUCAACAUUGAGCAAAGGCUCCAAAAUAGUAGUUGAUACAGGUAGUAGUGGUAGAUGUGAGCUUCAAUUGGGUCAGUCUGUGGGGUCUAUGGACAGCUUUGUCCAGCAGCUGUCCCUAUACUCGAAACAAGUGACUCCCAUCUACGGCGUCUACUUCCUGUUUCUGGUGGCACUUGUUAUUGGUGGCACUUGGGCUUCCUGCAAGUUAAGGAAGAAGAGACAGCAUGGCACUGUUCCUUAUCAGGAACUGGAAAUGGCGUUGCCGGAGUCUUCUUCUGCCAUAAAUGUGGACGACGCCGCAGAGGACUGGGACCAGGGUUGGGACGACGAUUGGGAUGAGGACAAUGCGGUAAAUUCACACCGCUUCGGUAGCAUUUCUGCCAAUGGCCUAACUGCCCGGUCUGCAAAAAAAGACGGAUGGGAAAACGACUGGGAUGACUAGUGAAACAAGGUAAAUUUUUGUGAUCAAGACUGAAAAAUACCAACCAUACAUAAUACAAUGGGAAAAGCUAUAGUGACACCAAAUAUGACACCACAAAUUAAAGAUAGUGUGUUAUUGUAUGUGCGUGUCUGUGACACACAGUAGUGUCAUAUCUCGUGAUCACUAUAGCAUGACUCUAAUACAAUUACCCAAGGAAGCCAAAAUCUUGUAAUUCUUUUCACUUCUUCUUUUUCACCUAAUAGAUUUCUUCUACCACAGAAGUUUGCUGUACCAUAUUGUUGCUGUCAUAUUUUCUUGUAGAAUACAUAGAACCAGCCUCU
This is a messenger RNA of Cuscuta campestris, 1971 nucleotides long. The record is from the annotation of a GenBank genome assembly. Lineage: Eukaryota; Viridiplantae; Streptophyta; Magnoliopsida; Solanales; Convolvulaceae.